GGCCGCCGCCUGGCAGCAGACGCGGUGCGGGCAGCCGGCGGGGACCGGGCAGCAGAGGCCCCGCGCCUGGAACGGACGCGUGAGGACCGAGCGAGCCGGGCCAGGGGAGACGCCGGCGCCCGGGAUCCCCUGCACGCCUUGCCGCGCCUCUCCAGCUCCGCUGCCCGCGCGUGGGGCGAGUCCCGGAGGCCGCGGUGGGCUGGGCGGCGGGGCCGGGCGGGAGGACCGUCUGAGGCCGGGCCGGGGCUUUCCGGCACCUUUCCGGGUACAUUUCCAGCGCGCAAAGUGUUCGGCUCCUGUUUCUGCCCCUUGGAUUUCGCUCUCGCGUGUGGGCGUCUAAAAGGAAACCAGAAGGGGGCUCAAGCACAUAAAGCAUUCACUGAGGAGAAAAGAACAUUUUGAGAUAAGCGAUAGAGGAAAAGCCAGUACAGACGUGCAUCCUCCUAUGUGUGUUUCAUUGCACUGCCUCUUUUAACUCUGCUUAGUAAUGAAGCCACCAUUAUGUCCUCAGUCAGUGAAGUAAAUGUCGAUAUCAAAGAUUUCCUCAUGAGCAUCAAUUUGGAGCAAUACCUCUUGCGUUUCCGCGAAUUUGGCUUCAACAACGUGAAGGACUGUGCGGCGAUAAAUGACAGCGUGCUGCUCAAAGUUGGCAUAUCACCCACGGGACACCGGAGGCGGAUACUUAAACAGUUACAGAUAGUCUUGUCAAAAAUGCAAGAUAUCCCAGUAUAUGCAAAUGUCCAUAAAACAAAGAAGAAUGAUGAGAUUCCAAAGGACCACCCUGCUCCAUCUUCUGAUCAGAACACCUGCAUAGAGCUUUCAGAUUCCCCUAGUGUUCAGACAUCUAGCCCAGUGCAGUUGGAGACUGUUACAAACACUCUUGAUCCAGAUGAGGCUAGUGUGGGAAAUAGCCAGCCUCUUAAAUCAGAGGAUAAGCUGACUCUUCCUAAACACAACUUCCCCAUUCCAGAAGAAGAACCACACCUGAAUUCAGAUUCUUUAUUUGGUAGCAAAAUUACUAAAAUAGAAUCUUUGAUUGCAAAAGGGACUCUAGACUGUACAACUGAAGAAGAACAAACAGAAAAAGUUGAUUUGAGCUCAGAGAAUGUGAGCAGGCUUCCUAAUGCGGACCCUGAACUCAUUUCUGCCCCUGGCUGCUCAGUAUCAGAAGCAAAUGCUGGAAAUGGGACGAAUGGUGUAUUAGACAGACCACCACCAUCCCCAUUCUUUCAGUUUCAAGGAGAAAUGGUUGUCAAUGAGUUGUAUGUUCCAUCCUCACCAGCCCUGACACCUAUGAGAAGUCGUAGCAAGCUGGUUUCAAGACCAUCUCGAUCGUUUAUGCUAAGACAUCGGCCUGUACCAGAGAUUCCAGGAUCAACAAAAGGAAUGUCAGGGAGCUAUUUCCGUGAGAGAAGAAAUGUUGCUACCUCAACUGGAAGAUCUGUGACACAGCAAAAUUCAAAUGAGGAGAAUUCAUCUUUCAUUUUACCUUAUGGAGAGACCUUUCUCUUCCAGAGACUAGAAAAUUCCAAGAAGAAAUCUAUAAGGAAUGAAUUUUGGACUCAUGAAGAAACACUCAAAAGGGAAACAACUACUGAAAGAAACUCAUUUUUUGUCAAAUCAAGCAUAUAUGAUAACAGGACGGAGAAUAUAAGUGAAGACAAGGUGGAAGAUAUUUGGAUACCUCGAGAGGACAAAAGCAAACUUCCUGUAGACUCUGCUUCAGAAUCAGAAUAUUCAACAGUAGAAGAAUGCUUUCAGAGUUUAAGAAGAAAAAACUCAAAGCCAUCUAAAUCUAGGACUCAAAAAGCAUCGAAUUUGGACCCUGUUAAUAGGCACAGUUAUCCUCUAAGCUCAACAAGUGGAAAUACUGACUCAUCAAUCAUUUCCUCAAAUGUGAUAUCUCCCUAUGCCUGUUUUUACGGCUCAUCUGCAAGGAAGGUUAAAUCAGGAUGGCUCGACAAACUCUGUCCCCAAGGAAAACGCAUGUUUCAGAAAAGAUGGGUGAAAUUUGACGGCCUUAGCAUUUCUUAUUACAAUAACGAUAAGGAGAAGUAUUCAAAAGGAAUAAUUCCCCUUUCUGCUAUAUCUACAGUACGAGUUCAAGGCGACAACAAAUUUGAAGUUGUUACAACACAAAGAACUUUUGUUUUUAGAGUAGAAAAAGAAGAGGAGAGAAAUGACUGGAUCAGCCUACUGUUAAAUGCCCUGAAAUUACAGUCCCUUUCCUCCCAGUCUCCAGCAGUUGCUGCGCCUGAGAAAUGUGGAUAUCUUGAACUGAGAGGCUAUAAAGCUAAAAUUUUUACUGUAUUAAGUGGAAACAGCGUGUGGCUUUGCAAAAACGAACAGGAUUUUAAGAGUGGACUUGGUAUUACCAUAAUUCCUAUGAAUGUAGCAAAUGUAAAGCAAGUGGACCGAACCGUGAAACAGUCUUUUGAAAUAAUCACUCCCUACAGGAGUUUUAGCUUUACAGCCGAGUCUGAAAAAGAGAAACAAGAGUGGAUUGAAGCUGUGCAGCAAUCGAUAGCAGAAACUCUCUCUGAUUAUGAAGUAGCCGAGAAGAUUUGGUUCAAUGAGUCCAACAGGAGCUGUGCAGAUUGUAAAGCCCCAGAUCCCGACUGGGCGUCCAUCAAUCUCUGUGUUGUCAUCUGUAAGAAAUGUGCAGGGCAACACAGAUCUUUAGGACCAAAAGAUUCCAAGGUUAGGAGUCUGAAAAUGGAUGCCAGCAUUUGGAGCAACGAACUCAUUGAGCUUUUUAUUGUCAUUGGAAACAAAAGAGCAAAUGACUUUUGGGCUGGUAAUCUUCAGAAAGAUGAAGAAUUACACAUGGACUCACCAGUAGAAAAGAGAAAAACCUUUAUCACUCAGAAGUACAAAGAAGGAAGAUUCAGAAAAACAUUUUUGGCAUCUCUCACCAAAGAAGAAUUAAAUAAGGCUCUGUGUGCUGCUGUGGUCAAACCAGAUGUUCUGGAAACAAUGGCUUUGCUGUUCAGUGGAGCAGAUGUCAUGUGUGCAACAGGUGACCCUGAGUACAGCACUCCCUAUCUGCUGGCCAAGAAGGCGGGGCAGAGUCUGCAGAUGGAAUUUCUCUAUCAUAACAAAUUCUCAGAUUUCCCUCAACAUGACAUUCAUUCCGAAGGUGGAUUAAAUCAGGAAUCCUCCCAGUCCACGUUCCUCUGUGACUUUUUAUAUCAGGCCCCUGCUGCUGCUUCUAAACUCUCUUCAGAGAAAAAACUGCUUGAAGAGAUAAAUAAAAAGUGGUGUGUUUUAGAAGGAGGCUUCUUGAGUUACUAUGAAAAUGAUAAAUCUACCACACCCAAUGGCACCAUUAAUAUCAAUGAAGUUAUCUGCCUUGCUGUACACAAAGAAGACUUCUGUUUGAAUACUGGGCCCAUCUUUACCUUUGAGAUCUAUUUACCCUCAGAACGUGCAUUUUUAUUUGGAGCUGAAACAUCUCAAGCUCAAAGAAAAUGGACAGAGGCAAUAGCCAAGCAUUUUAUUCCCUUUGUUGCUGAAAACUUAACAGAAGCUGACUAUGAUUUGAUUGGUCAACUCUACUACAAAGACUGCCAUGCGCUGGAUCAGUGGAGAAAAGGCUGGUUUGCUCUGGACAAAUCUAGUUUGCGUUUUUGUCUUCAAGAAGGUCAGGAAGACAGAAUGCACUUGAGAAGACUGCAAGAGCUCACAAUCAGCACAAUGGUUCAAAAUGGGGAAAAAAUGGAUGUCUUGCUCUUGGUAGAAAAAGGGAGAACAUUAUACAUCCGCGGGCAUACCAAGUUGGAUUUCACAGUCUGGCAUACUGCAAUUGAAAAAGCAGCAGGUACAGAUGGUCGUGCGUUACAAGAUCAGCAGCUCAGCAAAAAUGACGUCCCCAUUAUCGUGAACAGCUGUAUAGCGUUUGUUACACAGUAUGGUUUAGGGUGCAAAUAUAUCUAUCAGAAGAAUGGAGACCCUUUGCACAUAAGUGAACUCCUCGAGAGUUUCAAAAAGGAUGCAAGAAGCUUUAAAUUGAGGGCUGGAAAACAUCAGCUGGAGGAUGUGACGGGCGUGUUGAAAAGUUUUCUCUCCGACAUUGACGAUGCGCUUCUCACCAAGGAGCUCUAUCCCUACUGGAUCUCUGCCUUGGACACCCAAGAUGACAAGGAAAGAAUUAAAAAGUACGGAGCAUUUAUACGCACUCUCCCGGGGGUCAACCAAGCAACGCUGGCGGCUGUAAUUGAGCACCUGUACAGGGUUCAGAAAUGCUCAGAAAUCAAUCACAUGGAUGCCCAUAAUUUGGCCUUGGUCUUUUCCUCCUGUUUGUUUCAAACUAAGGGACAAACUAGUGAAGAAGUGAAUGUAAUUGAGGACUUAAUUAACAAUUAUGUUGAAAUAUUUGAGGUUACAGAAGACCAAGUCAAACAAAUGGACGUAGAAAAUAGCUUUAUUACCAAGUGGAAAGACACUCAAGUUUCCCAGGCUGGAGAUUUGUUAAUUGAAGUGUACGUAGAAAGGAAGGAGCCUGACUGCAGUAUUAUAAUUCGAAUAUCUCCCGUGAUGGAAGCAGAAGAAUUAACUAGUGACAUAUUAGCAAUAAAAAAUAUAAUUCCUACGAAAGAUGAUCUCUGGGCCACAUUUGAAGUGAUAGAAAAUGAAGAGCUAGAGCGCCCUCUUCACUACACAGAAAAUGUGUUGGAACAGGUUCUUCGGUGGAGUUCGUUAGCUGAACCUGGCUCUGCUUAUCUUGUGGUGAAGAGAUUCUUAACCAUUGACACAAUUAAACAGUAUAAUGAGAGGAAGGGCCUGGAAAGUAUCAAAGAGGGAUUCUUGAAAAUCAAAGAAGAACCAUCUAAAAUACUGUCUGGAAAUAAGUUUCAAGACCGGUAUUUUGUUUUACGAGAUGGAUAUCUCUUUCUUUACAAGGAUCUGAAGAGCAGUAAACCUGACAAAAUGUUUUCUCUCAGUUCAAUGAAGUUUUAUCUUGGAGUGAAAAAGAAAAUGAAGCCUCCAACAAGUUGGGGAUUGACAGCGUAUUCUGAAAAGCAUCACUGGCACCUGUGUUGUGAUAGUUCACAAACUCAGAUGGAGUGGAUGGCCAAUGUCUUUAUUGCCCAGCAUGAAAAUGAUAUAUGGCCACCAGCUGGAAAGGAGCGAAAACGUUCUAUCACCAAAAAUCCCAAAAUCGGAGGUUUGCCUCUAAUUCCCAUCCAGCACGAGAGGAAUGCAACCCAAGCCCGGAGAAAUAUUGAGAGUGCAAGAGCAGAACUCGAAAGGCUGCGGAUCGGUGCAAAGUGUGUUCAGGAGCCUGGGGACAGCACCUUGAAGGGGAGAGCUUCCCUUGUGGCCCAGUGCCUGGAGCACAAGGACGAUAAACUUCGAAGUCGAACCAGAAAACAUCGGAGUUUCAACUGUCUGGAGGACACAGAGGCUGAGGUCCUCCAAGGGCAACCAAAAGGCCAUAAAGGGCUAAAGACAUUGAGGAAGACCGAGGACAGGAAUGGCAAAGCUACUUUGGACACUAAUAAUAAGUUACCAUCCAAGGUCAUUGAGGAGCUGAGCGUGGUUCUGCAGCGGUCAAGACCCCUUCCAAAAGAGUUACAGGGGGAGCAGGUCGUGCAGAAAGAAAUAAAAUGACUUAUAUUGCAAAUUAUUAUUUUUUUUAAAUAUCGUGUACAAUGUUUGCAAACCGGAAACCAAACUAUAAGAUAAUUCCUGGUUGGUGAGAUCGGUCUAGCUAUCCUUAACCAUUUAAAGAGCAUUUUAAGCUAUAUAUGUAUAUAUGUGAUAAGUGUAAGAUUAACCAUUUUUUGGUCUGAACAAAGCUUGUACAGUUCAGCUGUAUUAAUAAACCUUGUGUAGGAAGGCAUUGGGUUACUUUGAGUGGCCAGCCUUUUGCAGUACAGUUGACCCUUGAACAACAGGGGAUGGGGGUUGGCGGGUUAAUCUGUGUAUAAUUUAUAGUUGGCCCUCCUAUCCAAAAUCCCUCUGCAUUUGUGGAUUCGACAAAUUGCAGAUGGUGUAGUACUAUAGUAUUUACUGUUGAAAAGUAUCCACGUAUUAGUGGACCUGUGCAGUUCAAACCUGUAUUGUUCAAGGGUCAACUGCAGCUGUCUGUUAAGUGGUGUAAUUUAUGAGCAGAAAUUGCAAACUGUACUGUAUUGUAUAAAAUGUGGUGUUUAAAUGACGCCUAUGAAACUAUAUGUAACACAUUUUGCACUUUGAGAAACAUUGUAAAUAAAAUUGCUGUAUGUCUUUAGGUUUACAUAGGGUCCGCCUUAGGGAACAGUCAGGGAAGGAAGUUGAAAAGCAGGUACGGUUGGUUUUAGCGGCUGCCUGUCAAACAACACUAGGGUUUUUUAAAAGAGGCAGAGAGUUAACAAAUGUCCUAAAAGUCAAGGAGGCUGUUGAGAUUCAUUCUAGUUCAGUGUUGACUGGAACUUGUUCAUGAGAAAGAGUUCCUUACUAUGGUUUUGGUACGCGCAACAUUCAUCAUCACAGGGUUUUAUUGUUUUUGUUUGUUUUUUGUUGUUGUUAUUGUUUUACUUUGUAUGUUCAUUUCUUAUUAUUUUAAGUAAGGUUGUAAUGUCUUUUCUGCAAUGCCAGAAUUUACUGGACGUGUACAACAUGUGGCCAUUUUUGAGUUGGGGUUAACUUUUAAUCUAGUCUGGGUUUUUUUUGUUGUCGUCGUUUUUGGGGGAGGGGGGGGUUGGUUUUUUUUUUUUAAUAAAGCAGCAGUCUCCUCCCUGUGCUUAAUGAUAAGACAAAGCCCUCUAUUUUUGUUUCCACAUAAAGAGCAGCUACUGAGUUGGUUAUUUUCCUCAGACAGACAAUACUACCUAAUUAUAGUUCACAUUAAGGGCAUCACUUUUCAUCAGUUUCUUUAGAAUUUUAUUAGGUCUGGUGAGUUUUGAUUAACAUUAUUUUAUGUAGCCAAGCUUUACUCCUCCCAUUUCUUUUUGCCCCCUCUGUCAUUCAGGUGUCUUAUCUGAAUUUGUCUUUGUUCAAAAGCCCACACUUCAGUCAGUCCAAUCAUAGUACAGUAAUGUGCUGUUAAAUGCUAUGAGUUGCUUCAUUGUAAAAUACUGAUCACUUGUAUUUGGUGGUGAUAAGACAGUUUACCACGGGUUUGUGACAUCUAUUCUUUAAAUCCACAUAGAUUGGAAUUUUUUUAAAGAAAGAAACUGCUGGUCAGUUUAUAAAAUAGGUGGCAUUAUUGGGCAGCCUUCCUUUGAAGCAAGAAAUCAUACUAUUUAAUGAAAAAAAUCUAAAACUAUUUAUGUUUUAUGAAAUAAGCAGACAUGAAAAUUAUGUUUGACAGUGUUGGACAACAGGAAAGUAUCUGGAUAUUUUUACCUGCCUUAUCUGAAUACUUUUGAAACUUGAGCUUAAAAUCUGAUAACUUUGGUUUCCCAUCCAUUCCUGUACAACUGUCUCCAUUUUUCAAGUGUAAGAUAAGGGCUAAUGAUGACAUCUCACAUAUUUUGAGUAAAAAUUAAAAUUGUUUUACAAGUCCACUUGAAUGUGUGACUGUUUUUCAAAAUAACCACCUUCAACUUUUGAAGACAGAGAAAUAAGUCAAAUAGAUUGCCUUUCCUGUUUUCCUUUUUUAAAAAUCUGAAUUUAACAUAUACUUCAAGCUAGCUGUCAUUUUUUCAAGCACAUCAGUAUGAAUAUUAUUCCUUUUAAAAUGAUGAAUAUAUGCAAACAUGACACAAACAAAUUGAUGGUACUCAUUCACUUCUAAAGCCCUAAAGUUACUUACUAGACAUGGCUUUUAAAUAUUUGAUUUCUAAACAAAGCAUUAACUAAUGAUUUAUCAAAGUGGCACUGAAAAUUCAAAACUAAGCAAAAGUAAUUGAAGUAAAAAUAUGUCUGCAUAACUAAAUUAGCUGCCAAUUUGCAUUGUUCAUUGGGCAAUUUUUAAUCCUAAACUACACAAACUGUAUUAGGAAAGAAAUAUUUUUGAAAAUACAUCAAAUUUAUUUGGACAGAUUGUAGUAUUCAUAUAUUUGUGUGUUUUCUCAAACUUCUGAUAAUCACUCUGGGGAGAUGAUGAAAACAUUCAUCAUCUCAUCAAAAUUUACACCAAGACUUUCAUAUUAUUCACGCAACAAAAGACAGAAUUAGUUUCAUGUGAACAAUAUCCUGUUGUGUGUACAUCAUCACGUUUAUCUCUAAUCAUUUGGAAAUACAGAGCAUAGAAAGGAGUCCUGUGGGUAACUAAAAUUCAUCUGCUUUACAUCCCAUAGUUAUUAUUUUUAACAAGUUUUUGUUGAAAAUGUUCUAAAUUAUGUUGUAUAUCCCUAUAUUCUCUGCCAUGACUGCUAUAUGUUGAAUAUAAAGGU
Camelus dromedarius (Arabian camel) is the source of this 8324-nucleotide messenger RNA. RefSeq names its product ArfGAP with RhoGAP domain, ankyrin repeat and PH domain 2 (gene ARAP2). NCBI's taxonomy places the organism in Eukaryota, Metazoa, Chordata, Mammalia, Artiodactyla, Camelidae. Gene Ontology annotation, biological process: signal transduction; positive regulation of GTPase activity. The transcript is spliced from 33 exons. Gene Ontology annotation, molecular function: GTPase activator activity; phosphatidylinositol-3,4,5-trisphosphate binding; protein binding. The record is from RefSeq and is a predicted model, not a curated record. The coding region runs from base 502 to 5613 and encodes 1703 amino acids. Gene Ontology annotation, cellular component: cytoplasm.